This is a messenger RNA of Linum tenue, 1777 nucleotides long. The record is from the annotation of a GenBank genome assembly. Lineage: Eukaryota; Viridiplantae; Streptophyta; Magnoliopsida; Malpighiales; Linaceae.
ACCGGUUCACAAGUUUGAUAGUAAUAAAAAAAUCAAUUCGAAAUUAGGGAAAGCUUCAGUUCAGUCGACUUCUCCGAUUGAGCAGUUUCAGUCGACAUCUUCGAUUUUCCAUUCUCUUCGAUGACAGUGAAGGCGGUGAGCAGGGGGUGACGGCAAGCCGGAUUCUGAAAGAGUUCGACGGCGAGUGCGACGCUGGGUAAAGGAAGAAGUAGGGUGUUGCAUCUCUUCGUCGAUUGUGAUUCGCGGAAAAGGGGAUUGAGCUCGUCGAUUGCAUAGACUGGGAUUUUGUCGACGGCAACGGAGGCAAUAGCCCCAUUUCCACCUUCGAAUUGUUUCUCCCUAGAAAGGUGGCUCUUAUUCUUCAAAGCUCUUCUUCUCCAGUCCAUCCAACCUUAGCCCAGUGCCCGCCAUCAUUAGCUUCAAGCUCACCCGCCUUGGCUUUACUGUGCUUGAAGGUUUUCACCGACGGCAACAGAGGCAAUAGGCCCAUUGCCAGUUUUAUUGUCGGAGGAGCUCGAUCGUUUGAGCCCCAUUGUCAGUUACCGCAGCCCCCUUGCAUCUCCGCCAUUGGUUGCUGUCGUCGUUACAGGUCGACCUAGGUUCGCGAAAUAAGCAGAGGGGGAAAAACCAAAGUAGAAAGAGAUGUUCUUUCUGAGUCUGAUAGAGCACAAACUGCGUUUUCCACCUGCUGAUCUAUCGCUUCCUCUCCAUAAAGGCAUCAAGAAAUUUCUUGAUGGUAUCUUCUUGGAUAGGGUUAUCUUGAACUUGGGACGCUGUGUGUCCAUCUAUGACAUUAGAAAUAUAUAUGGCGGCUUCAUUCAUGCCGGAGAAGGUGCUCCAACCUACACUUAUCGCGUGGAUUCCUUGAUGAUAUCUAUGUGCCAGCUCAUCAGCUUCCCCAACCAUGCCAUCAAAUUCCAGAUCCUGAUCGCAGAUUUAAAGUCAGAUGGAUAUGGGAAUACGACAUCGAAGAUACAUGAAACCCAGAACAGUAUAACAUCGACGGCUUGGAUUGCAUUAUUAGCACCACAAACUUACUAGGAAAUCUAUAUGCAAGUUUACAUUGUCUUUACCAUACUGCUCCCCUCACUGUCCUGUUAGGUGGUUCCGAGUUCUGAAUGUGAGCUUCCCACCACUUCCAAUUGAGCAUCGAGAGAAGCCUUUUGCUCUGAUGCUUGUUACUGUAAGCCAGCCUACAAAGCCAUGCUAACCAGAUCUUGCUAUAUUUGAUGUUCUUUAUGGUGUUCUUCUUACAAGGUAUGUCUUGAUGUGGGUGACUUGUGUCUUGAUGCCAGGGAUCCAUAUCUGAAUGUGGUUUGGGGCCGGUUUCAUGGUGGUGAUAGAAAAGGGUUCAGAACUUGAAGAAACUAAGGAUUUUUUGCAAUGACAUUAUCAUAAAAGCACUGGGGAAUUCAGCUUUGAGGGAGGACAAUAGAAGUGUUAGAGAGUAUAAUGUUUUUGGGACUUUAGAGUAUGGUCCAGAGUCGUUUGUAUCUAGGUUGCCUUUGCAGGAAGAUUGGAUGGCCUAGCCUAAUGUCAUCGGAAUGUUCCAAGUAGAAACUGCAUAAAAAACUUAGAGAAUGCUAGCUCUAUUCCUACUUAAGUCAUGACAUGUUGUUACAAUUUGUAAGCAAUCUAUGCUAUGAAACAGCCACAUUUUACGGGUAUGAGAUUUUCAACUCCAAGCCCGUGAUAAUGACUAGGAUUUAGCGAGUAACAUGUACAAAAAAUUUACUUCAAGUUAAUUUUAAUAUUUACGAAUUUUAUGUGAUGGUCA